AUGUCUAAAUUAGUUAUUUUGUUUUGUACCUUUCUCUUGGCUGGGACUGUAUAUUCACAAAUCACGGACGAAGAUAUUGAGAAAUAUGUGUUUAAACGAAGUAUAACUGAGAACCUUGCAAAUACAGUUGUGGGAAAAGUCAGUGUAGCAAUUAAAAAAAUUAACGAUUAUUUUGAAGUAGUUGAAACUGUAAUGUCAAAAUCAACAGAAAGUGUCCAAGACGAGGCGACGAAAAUUGCAAAUUUAUUUGCCGAUGACUUAACUAAAGUGCAACAAACGUUGAAUGCGGAAUUUGACUUGGCAAAAAAUGAUGAAAACUAUGGAGACGUAUCGGAAUGCGUGAAGCACAGUGCAGCAUUUAAUGAAAGCAUUGAACAGGCAAAACUCGAAAUAUCCCAAUGCACCAGUGAAGUUGUCAAUGAUACUGACAAAUAUUUAUUGGAAGUUAAAGAAAGUUCUGAUGGUAUCCAAGAAUAUUUACUCCGCAUUAACGAGAAAGUUGAGAAGUGUGCAAGCAAUAUUAAUGGCUUUUUCUCAGGUGCAAAAGCCUUAUGGUGUGCUAGAAAGGCAUCUCUUAAGAAAACUUGGACAGCAACAAAAAAACUUCCAGCCUUUUUGGUUGAUUUAGGUGAAUUAAUGUGGAAAGUAGCGACUUCAAUGACAGACCUAGCAGAAUGCAAGAUUUCAGAUAGAGUUGAAAAAGCCAUUUCGGAUUCGCAAAUUAUUGGUAAUAAAAUUCGCGAGUGCAUCAGAGGAAAGCUAAAAUAA
Molecule: messenger RNA, 768 nt
Organism: Leptopilina heterotoma
Lineage: Eukaryota; Metazoa; Arthropoda; Insecta; Hymenoptera; Figitidae
Exons: 4
Coding region: 1-768 (255 amino acids)
Source: RefSeq, a predicted model, not a curated record